AUGGUUUCAGUUUUACAGUCCACAGAGUCUAAGUCCCGUCAAAUUCCUAAGUUCGCCCGGGAGCAGGGACCUGCCCUCCAGGCCGCCUGGGUCCGACCCUCGGGAAUCGCUGAGGAGUGCGCCUUCUCCCGCAGCUGCCCGGGAGGUCUUCCCAGCUACCGCCCUCCUGUCUGUUGUCUGGGUCUCCGCGCCCUGCCGGGCCGGGAGCCGGCUCCCAGGAGGACGCCCGGGACGAGCGGGGCGUCUGGGCGGCCCGCGCUGCGCUCGGGCCGUCCGACGGUGUUGGUCCGCCCGGGGCCGUGUGCGCCGCUCGUCGGGAGCCACCCAGCGGCCGCCGUGAGCCGGUCCCUUCCUGAGCAACGUCGGCGACUCGCGCGAGGGCUGCGGUUCGGCCGCCGAACCCGGGGCAGAGCUCCAGAGGCCGGCGGUGACAGUGGCAACGUUCCCGGUGCCGUGAGGCCCGGGAAGAGCCUGCAGGUUCGCGGCCUGGGCGGGAGGCGUCGUUCGGUGUCGCUGCCCGGCCCGGAGACCAGCGCGCCGCGGGGCACCUCCUGCACGCGGGCACCGCCGGGGCAGCUGAGCGCGAGCAGGAAAGGUCACGGCACCGGCGUCCGCGGGAUUACACCUUCUCGAUGUUUCCCACUCGCCCAGAGGUGCGGACACACGGAUGCACGCAGACACCCAGCCUCCCCCACGGACCCCCACAGUCCUGAUUCACAAACGUGUGUUCUCUCCCCGGAGAGGGCCCGGCCCUGGUGUCCAAGAACAGGAUGCACCGGAAGGGACCAUGGGCCGCCCUUCCGCCAAAGGGCGCCCGGAAGCGCUUCCUCGCAGUGUUGGGAAACGGCCGUCCCGCUGCCCUCGCGGUGA
This is a messenger RNA of Rangifer tarandus platyrhynchus (Svalbard reindeer), 870 nucleotides long. The record is from the annotation of a GenBank genome assembly. NCBI's taxonomy places the organism in Eukaryota, Metazoa, Chordata, Mammalia, Artiodactyla, Cervidae.